Messenger RNA from Symbiodinium pilosum, 351 nucleotides. The record is from the annotation of a GenBank genome assembly. Lineage: Eukaryota; Dinophyceae; Suessiales; Symbiodiniaceae.
AUGGGGCAAGCUAUGGAGCCAGAAGCUAUGGAGGCUAUGCCGCCUUCCCGCCACCUGCAGGCUGUGGAGGUUGCGGUGGUGGCAGUUGCGGAGGCCAAGCCACCACUCCUGGCAGUGCCUAUGGGGGUGGUAACUGUGGUGCUUAUGGUGGUGUUGGUGGCUGCAGCUUUGGUGGCUUCGAAAAUUUCGGAACCUACGGUGAAGCUGCAGGCUGCGGAGCUUGUGGAGCCUGUGGAGGAGCAUACGGAGCUCCAGGCGCAUAUGGUGGCUAUGGUGCUGUUCCUCGUGUCAGCCAGGAUGCAACAGCAGCCACAGGCUACAGCCCAUACUGAGUUGAGACGUGUCCGCUGA